Molecule: messenger RNA, 2112 nt
Organism: Lodderomyces pseudojiufengensis
Lineage: Eukaryota; Fungi; Ascomycota; Pichiomycetes; Serinales; Debaryomycetaceae
Gene: DOA4
Product: ubiquitin-specific protease
Exons: 1
Coding region: 1-2112 (703 amino acids)
Biological process (GO): protein deubiquitination
Molecular function (GO): cysteine-type deubiquitinase activity
Source: RefSeq, a predicted model, not a curated record
AUGUUGAAGUCAGAACUAGAAGUCAUUCAACUGAAAUUAUUGACAAAAUUGAUAAAUGUAUCAACUACAAAUAAGCAAAUAAAUGAGAUACUAGCCACCUUACUUGAACAACUCAACUAUCAAUUAAAUUUAUAUGACAAAUUAGGUUAUUGUGAUUAUGAUGUUGCAUAUGCAAUAUCAAACUUGGUAAUAAAUUACUUUAGUCAAAUUAAGCAGAAAAUAAAAACUCAAAGUACUGCUUUAUUUUAUGAAUUCCAAAGAGUUGUUGAUCAAAAAGCCGAAUUGGGUCUUAAAUUAAAGCACAUAAAUAAAGGAUUUCAAGAACAAAUAUCGCCACAAGAAUUACAAAAGUUAAAGAAUGUAUUAAUCAUCGAUUAUAGACCUAAAAAUUUGUAUCAAAAGAGUCAUAUAAAAAAUUCAGUCAACUUGGAUCCAGUAAUAGUCAUAGACGUUCAAAAUGAUGAAGAAUUAGAAGAUAAAAUUCAAAAUACAAUAACUUACAAACAAUUUCAAAAAUUUCAAGAAAGACAUAAAUUCGAUAAUGUAGUAAUAUAUGAUCAAGAAUCAGGUGAUGGAAGAUUUAAUGAUAUACCUGGGAAAAAUCCAUUUAAUCGACUAAUAGAUUUAUUAAUGUUUCAAAAUAAAUAUCUUAGUUCACGACUAAAAAAAGUACCAAGUUACUUAACGGGAGGCUUUGAAAGUUGGAAGGCACAAGGAUUGGAGACAAUCACAGGAGCUGAAGAGGAAAAAAUACUAAGAUCAGAUGACAGCUCAUUUACAAAUCUACUCAGCAAUGGCUCAUACCUGAAUGGUAAAAGUCAAAAUGAGAAUCAGUUAAAUCUGCAAGAAUCAUUACAAUUUAGUUACAAUUCUCCAAAGUCAUCACCUCAAAUCUCCCAAGCACCACUUUUACCAACCAAAAUCAACCCCAAACCACGACCUCAUCCUCAACCGCAACCACAAACUCAGCUUACGAAAAUAACUCCUACCACCGUUUCAACAAAUAAAUUUUCAACAAAUUCGGCUCCAAAAACACCUCAAUUUACAACUGGUUUGGUUAACUUGGGAAAUUCAUGUUAUAUGAACUGCAUGAUUCAAUGUUUAGUUUCAACUCCAUUAACUCCAUUUUUUUUCACUCCAUUCAAACAACACAUCAAUUAUGAUAACAUCUUAGGAACAAAAGGACGAUUGACAAUAGGAUUUGCAGACCUUAUCAACAAUAUGUUAAAGAAUAAAAAUGGAAUUUAUAACCCCAAAAAUUUCAGAAAUUUAAUUGGUCAAUUUUCUCAACAAUUUAAUUCUUGUGAUCAACAAGAUUGUAUUGAAUUUGUAAAUUUUUUAUUAGAUGGUAUACAUGAAGAUUUAAAUCAAAUGGCGAAAUUAAAUCCAAAAGAAAAGCAAAAAAUUACAGAAUUAACUCCAGAACAAGAAAAAAGUAGAGAAAUUUUACCAAUUAGACAAGCUUCUACAAUUGAAUGGGAAAGAUAUUUGAAAUUAAAUUUUUCAAUUGUUGUUGAUCAAUUUCAAGGUCAAUAUUCAUCACAAUUAAAAUGUUUAACAUGUCAAUUUACUUCAACUUCAUAUAAUGCCUUUUCCAUACUUUCUGUCCCAGUUCCAAAUAAAGAAAAAGUGACAUUACAAGAUUGUAUAAAUGAAUUUUUAACAACUGAAUUAUUAGAUGAUAAUGAUAAAUGGUUUUGUCCUAAUUGUAAAACUCAUAGAAAAUCAACUAAAAAAAUAGCAAUAACAAGAUUACCUCAAGUAUUAAUUAUAAAUUUUAAAAGAUUUAAAAUGCAACUGACAUCUAUUAAAAAACUUGAAACUUGGGUAACUUAUCCAGUUGAUGAAAUAUUAGAUCUAACAAAAUAUUGGCCAACUGAUGGAAUGAAUGAUUUAGGAUCUUUACCAAUUAGAAAUCAAAUACCACCAUUUGAAUAUAAAUUAUUUGGAGUUGCAAAUCAUUUUGGUAGUUUAACAACUGGUCAUUAUACAUCAUAUGUUAAAAAACAAGAUAAACAAUGGUAUUAUUUUGAUGAUACAAAAGUAUCACGAGUUAAUUCAAAUCAAGUAAUGAAUAAAAAUGCAUAUUGUUUAUUCUUUCAAAGAAUUUAA